CGCAGCGGAAGAGCUGAAGGAGCGUUAAUGAGAUCCUGCCCGGUCAGAGUCAAAGAGAUGCAAUUUUAAGUUACAGUUGUUCAGGAUUCAUAUUCGGAUUAGUAAUCUCGAAAUCCUGGACUGUAUUGCAACCAAACUUUAGUGGAUUAUUGCUCUGGUAACAAUGGGCUUGAAGCGACUGCGCGUAAAGACGCCGGAGAGAACAGUCUUUUCCAUCCGCUCGACUCUCGGUAUCAUCGGGCUUUUGGCCACUCUCUCUCGGCCUGUGUGCGAGGCGUUCAACCUGGACGUGGAGAACCCAGCUGUUUAUAGCGGACCCGAGGGAAGCUACUUCGGAUAUGCUGUUGACUUUUAUAUGUCUGAAUCUGCCAGUGCAAGUGUGGUUAUUGGAGCCCCCAAAGCCAACACGAGCCAGGACAAUGUUACAGAGGGAGGGUCUGUGUUCUACUGUCCAUGGAGCGUUAGCCAAUCGAACUGUCACACCAUUGAAUUCGAUCCAGAAGGAGACCGCAGUACCCAGCUUAAUAACAAAUUGUACCAGAUUGAUUUCAAGUCCCACCAGUGGUUUGGUGCCACAGUGCGUUCUCACGGUGACACAAUUCUGGCUUGCGCCCCUCUUUACUACUGGCGGACGAAAAAGGAUGAAACCCACUCUGAUGCCACAGGAACCUGCUACCUCUCAGUUCAGAACUUCACCAAAUUUGUGGAGUAUGCUCCCUGUCGGACAGAAGUCAGUGGUCCAGAGGGACAGGGUUAUUGUCAGGGAGGAUUCAGUGCUGACUUUACAAUGGAUGGCAGAGUGGUUCUGGGUGGACCCGGCAGCUACUUCUGGCAGGGUCAGGUGAUCUCUGCAGCUACAGAAGACAUUAUCAAAUCCUACUAUCCAGGCUAUUUCAUGCAGGGAGUAAAGGGUGAAGUUCAGACCAAACAUGUCUGGGCUGUACACGAUGACAGCUACCAAGGUUACUCUGUCGCUGUUGGGGAAUUCAGUGGUGAUCAGGUGGAAGAUUUUGUAACUGGGGUUCCAAAACGACUUCUGCUUCAUGGUUUGGUCUCCAUUUUGAAUGGUUCAGAUCUGACCACCUUGAUGGAUUUAACUGGUGAGCAGAUGGGGUCGUAUUUUGGCUAUGCACUGGCAACAACUGACAUCAACAGUGAUGGGAUGGUUGAUCUGUUGGUGGGAGCUCCCAUGUUCAUGGUCCGAGGCUCUGAUGGUCGUCUGGAAGAGAUGGGUCGGGUUUAUGUUUACCUACAGCGCAGCCCUUUAAACAUGGAUCUCCGUAAACCUACCCUGACAGGCAGCGAGGUUUUUGGGAGAUUUGGCAGCACCAUUGCACCUCUAGGAGAUUUGAACCAGGAUGGUUUCAAUGAUGUGGCUAUAAGCUGUCCCUUUGGAGGUGAUGAUCGGCAGGGACUGGUCUACAUCUACAACGGAUACUUUGAAGGCCUCAGGGAAAAGCCAUCUCAGGUGAUUGUAGGCCAAUGGGCUGCUGGUGCUUUUCCUGCUAGCUUUGGAUUUGCCCUCAGAGGUGCUCAGGAUCUGGACAUGAAUGGAUACCCUGAUCUCAUUGUUGGAGCUUUUGGUGUUAAUAAGGCAGUUCUCUAUAGAUCUCGGCCAAUUGUCACCACGAGCGCCUCUCUGGUAGUUUCUCCCACAAUGAUCAACCCUGAAGAGAAGACCUGCCUGAUCACCAAUGGAAACUCCAGCAUUCCUGUUUCCUGCGUCAAUCUGAGUUACUGCAUAUCUGCUGACGGGAAACACCUACCGGCCAAUCUAGACUUUCAGGUGGAGGUGCAGCUUGACAGCCACAAGCAGAAAGGUGUUGUGAAAAGGGCUCUGUUCUUGGAUUCCCAGCAGCCUUUGCUCCAGAAAACUGUGAGGGUUCGCCAUGGGGAACGUCUGUGCAACCACACAAAGAUCUAUAUAAAAGAUGAGAAAGAAUUCAGGGAUAAACUGUCCUCCAUUUUUGUGGCCUUGAACUUCAGCUUGGACCCAAAAGCUGCCACCGACUCCCGUGGCCUGCGGCCCAUCCUCAACUACCAGACCACCAACGUUAUUGAGCAGAAGGUUCAGAUUCUGUUGGACUGCGGAGAGGAUAACGUCUGUGUUCCUGACUUAAAGCUGGCAGUCCAUAGUGACAGGAAGGAAGUCUAUCUUGGCGAUGACAACUCGCUGACCUUAACUUUCAACGCCAGGAACGAGGGAGAGGGAGGAGCGUACGAGGCAGAGCUGUAUGUUGCGUUGCCCCCUGAGGCAGAUUACAGCGGUAUUGCCCGUAACAAUGAGAGCCUCACCCAACUUACCUGUAGCUACGAGACUGAGAACCAGACCAGAUACCUCAGCUGUGAUCUGGGCAACCCAAUGAAGGCAGGCACCAAUCUUUGGGCGGGUCUUCGUUUCACGGUGCCACGUCUCAAGGACACCCACAAAACUGUCCAGUUUUACCUGCAGAUACGCAGUAAAAAUGAGAAUAACUCCCAAAGUGAAGCUGUCUACUACAACCCGGAGGUGGUGGUCCAGGCUGAUGUCAUCCUGCAGGGUGUGUCUCGGCCAGAUAAGGUCUUCUUUCCACCAGCCAACUGGAAAGUGCCCAAAAACUACGGGGUGGAACAGGAUGUCGGGCCUGCUGUGGAACACAUUUAUGAGCUUGUCAACAAUGGCCCCAGUCGGAUCAGUAGCACCUUACUGGAGCUGCGCUGCCCUCUCCGCAUCCAGGGUCGCUCUCUCCUCUACCCGCUUGAGCUCUUCACAGAAGGUCCCAUCAACUGCACCACGGACAAAAACAUGAACCACCUUAAACUCAAACUCCAGCACAUAUCCACAGAGUCUCCCAUUCUGGCACUGAAGGCUGAUGAGCAUCAUGUUGAGAAGAGGGAUGUCCACAAGACCCAGCUCGCUCAUUUGACGAACCUGUCUUGCUCCAAUGUAGAGUGCUGGACGCUCCAGUGCAACGUGGGUCUCCUGGAGAAGGGAACCACCGCAAUCCUCAAAAUGCGCUCACGCGUCUGGGCUGAGACCUUCACUGAGAGAGCUUACAAGCAAUAUGUGAUGGAAUGUCUGGCUAGAUUCAAUGUAAAAAAGAUGCCAUAUGUAAUUCCACCCAAACACUAUCCAAGUGGUCAGAAAAAGGUGGUGACCCCAAUAGUUUGGAACAAGCCAGACAUUGAAAACUCAGUCCCUCUGUGGAUCAUCGUCUUGGCCAUCCUGGCCGGUUUACUGCUUCUGGCUCUCCUUAUCUACGUCCUUUACAGGUUUGGCUUCUUCAAGCGAUCUCUACCUUACGGCACUGCCAUGGAGAAAGCCCAACUCAAACCACAGGCUGCCUCUGAGGCCUAACUGACUGACUGAACUACCAGAACCACAAUAUCUGGCCCAAUGAUUGCGAUGGAGAAACACAACGGAACAUGUGGCGUGGAUCAGAGUUGCGUGAACAAGAGACUACUGGAACUCCGCUGUGCUGCACUAGAGGAAGACAAAAACCCAAGAAUCUACAAGCCAAAUGAAUGUUUUUUUAUUUAUAUCUCUUUUUUUUUUUACCCUGUUGGGAUUGUCGUCAAACAGAACUUAUCUCUGUGCCUAAAAACAAAUCUUAGACUAUAGAGCAAAAACAAGCACACAGGCUGUCAUUGUCCUGUGCAUACAGGAACAUGUUAGGUUUACUUUUGAAGAUGUCUGUGAUGAAGACCUGUUUAGCUGCUUCAUAUUGGUGCUAAUGAUUGGAUAUGUUUGCUGCCUUCAAGAGAGGAUUGUUUUUCAGGUUGAAAACUGAUUAGCAGGAUCCAGGGUGCAUUACAUUUAAAGAUACAUGAUAACCUGUGUAAAAGCUAAAAUGAAUUGUUAGACCCUGUUUUUACACCUUAAACUGUGCGAGCCGUUGCCGUUUUCCAGCUCAGUUCUCGCUGGGGUGCAUCCCCGCUACUAUGCAACCCCUGAACAGGAAAAGCGGGUAUUAAAAAUGCUUUAGAUGGAUGUUUCUCAGCUGUACAUGGAAGUGAUCACUUUCUGCCUCAGGUUGGUGGACAGUGUUUGUAUUUUUUAUUUUUUUGCACUCAAAGGAGAUCUACUGAUAUUUUUUUCCAAAUACACCAAAGACUGACUGAACUUCCUUUGAGAUUUGACUUUGACUCCUACUGAUCACUUUGUCCAAGUCCUGUAUGUGUUUUCAGGCUGCCAUUGUUGGCAUAGUGGCGUUAGUUAACUGGGAUGGGACUGGAACCACCACAGACCUGUGGAACCUCAUGUUGAAGCAGCGUGGUCCUCUCUUGUCUUCUGCUUGGGUUGUGAUGCUUAUAGGGUAAAGCACAUCAGAGUUGUUGGCCAUGGUAGCAUGUUGAAAACUGAAAAAGACAGGACAGACAGCCUUGAUGUAGCCCUGGCAGGAGGCUGAAGAACGAUGGAUCCUAUUUCAGCUUACAGUGUGUUGCUGAAUCAGAUACUGUAUUUUUCUUUUUUUUUAAAUGAGUAAAAUGAAUGAGACACAGCUGACAUAAUCCCACUACCAAAAAAAGGCUACAGGGACUGAACAAUAUAAUUCAUUGUAUUUGUUUCUUUUGUCAUAUACAGGCACAUCUUAAUAAAUUGAAAUAUCAGCAAAAAGUACAUUUAUUUCAGCAAUUUGGUUUAAAACAUGAUACUCGUAAAGAUGUAUUAUUUUAUUUCACAACCCUCUCAGGGCUACUAAAUGCAACACUCUGUGAACAGCCACCUUUUUUUUUUAAUCAAUGACUGUGGCUUACCCUCCAUGUGGAGAGUGUCAGUGUUAGCUAAGCAUCCUCAAUGUUCAGCAGUCUUCCUCAUAAUUGCAUAGACUAUGGCAUGGCUAUAAGAUAACAUUUCUCUAGUAAUAAUGUUUUUUUAUUUAUUAGUCUUAUGUAAUGUGCAAAUUUUCUGAAAAAUAUAAUAAUCAUCAAAAUUAACAGAAAUUACUCCUUUAAAUAUAUCACUGCUUUUUACUUUUAAAAUUGAAUUAAAUAAAUUGCUGAUAUUUAAAUUUAUUAAGAUGGACCUUCGCGCAGGUUUAUGUGCCUUAAUGUAAAUACUUCAUGUCUGUGGGUUAGCGUUAGGGUUGCUUGUGUGUACGUGUGACGCCAUGUGUUCAUGGUUUUGUGAGAAUGAUAUAUUUAAGUUUUUUUGUUCAUGAGUGUUUAUGGUUAUUACCUUUCCCACUGCCUAGUCCUUUGUAGCUUGAGAUAAUUGGGGUAACAGUUUGUAUUAAUAUUAAACAUAACAGCAUAAAUACCUCAAACAAAGGGAUAACAACUAGGCACUGGGAACUACACAAUGUUUGGAAGUGCAAUAUUUAUAUUCACUCUUUUUAAUGUAUCACUGCUUUUAUUUGAUGUCUGUUUUAAAUCAGAAAUUGAGGACGUAGACUAAAUCCCUUGUUGGUUUCUGUUUGUUUUUAUGUUUAACUUGCUUUGUCACUGCUAAUAGAGUGGAAUCUAAAAAGACUUUCCCCAACUCCUGAUAUACUCAUCACUUCACUGGACUGCUCUGAACUUCCUUCACUAUCCCACAGAUUUUUAUAACACAGGUUGAUGCUGAAACAAAGCCACCAUUAGCAUGCUUGAAUAGGCUUGCAUAGUUUGAUCAUUUACAUGCUUUGCUUUUGCAGCUGUUCAAACACAACCGUUUCAGUUAACAUGUGUUGAACACAUUUUUCCCUCACUAGACUCAUAAUGCAUCCUGAUCAGAGGGUGAUUUAUGUCCACCUGGACUAGAAAAGCUCCAUUAGUUAUGGACCUAAAACCUUCAUCUUAGACAUUCUUUUUUGAAAUUUAUUUCCUUAAAUUUGUCUAAGACAGGACCAUUCUACGUUGUCCUCCAUUGUUACUUCAGGAGAAGGCACUGGUAAUUAUUUUAUUUUUUUAUGUCUUCAUCCACUUUCUCUCUCCAGGACAUUCUAAAAUAAGUUGUACAUAUUUGUGACAAGGAGAGUUUUGACUGAUUGGUUGAGAAAUUUCUCACCCCAUAUUGGGGAGACUUUUUUUGUGCCAGGUGGAAGGUCUGUUUUUACCUGCUUUGGUUUGUACUUUAAAUAAUAAAAAAAAAAUAAUUUAAAA
Messenger RNA from Girardinichthys multiradiatus, 6063 nucleotides. It is a transcript of the gene itga5, whose product is annotated as integrin, alpha 5 (fibronectin receptor, alpha polypeptide). The coding region runs from base 164 to 3337 and encodes 1057 amino acids. The record is from RefSeq and is a predicted model, not a curated record. The transcript is spliced from 30 exons. Gene Ontology annotation, cellular component: integrin complex; external side of plasma membrane. Gene Ontology annotation, molecular function: integrin binding. NCBI's taxonomy places the organism in Eukaryota, Metazoa, Chordata, Actinopteri, Cyprinodontiformes, Goodeidae. Gene Ontology annotation, biological process: cell-matrix adhesion; angiogenesis; cell-cell adhesion.